Molecule: messenger RNA, 453 nt
Organism: Aspergillus niger
Lineage: Eukaryota; Fungi; Ascomycota; Eurotiomycetes; Eurotiales; Aspergillaceae
Exons: 1
Coding region: 1-453 (150 amino acids)
Source: RefSeq, a predicted model, not a curated record
AUGAGUGGCAGGAACCCUUACGCAAACGGAUACGGAUACUCCGAUACCAGCCGCUAUGACCGCGGUGAUGGUGGAUACGGCGGCAGCAGUAACAGCCUUGGGAUGAACGGCUACGGAGGAGGCAGUGCGGAGAGAGAGCGUCGCCCAGGUGGAUACGGUGGCUUCUAUCCAGAGCCUUCAUCAUCUUCCUUGUCACCGGGACAGUCACCUGAACGACGACGGGAAAGACAGGAAAGAGAUGGUGACCACUCAUCGUCGCGAUCGCGCACAAGGGACGGAGAGGCUGAUAGGAGGGCACUCGGUUCUCGGGAUGGGCGCCCUCGCGGAGACAAUAGCUGGUUAGGGAGUAAUAGCAGCGGCGAGAAUGUUACCGGGCAUGCGGCGGGUCCCCAGGCCAUCGAAGGUUCGGAUUGUACCUCUUCUUUCUCUUACCUUUCGCCAGGGGAGGCAUGA